Aspergillus nomiae NRRL 13137 is the source of this 699-nucleotide messenger RNA. RefSeq lists its product as uncharacterized. The record is from RefSeq and is a predicted model, not a curated record. The transcript has a single exon. NCBI's taxonomy places the organism in Eukaryota, Fungi, Ascomycota, Eurotiomycetes, Eurotiales, Aspergillaceae. The coding region runs from base 1 to 699 and encodes 232 amino acids.
AUGGCACAAAUAUCACAAUCUCCCAUCCUCCGCUUACCACUUGAAAUCCGUCUGAUGAUCUAUGAAUACGCCCUCGACGUACCGAACGAGUACAUGGACAGGCCGCUGAUCGUGGUCAAUGACCGCGGAAACGCCUUCACAGCGCGAGGCCGUUACCGCGCUCUAUCAAUGUGUCCCAGCUGGGUAGGCGAGAACGGCAAGGUCCGCAGCCUGCUCUCCGUGAAUCGGCAAAUCCACGAUGAAGUCGAAGACUUCUUGUAUUCGCAUAAUACGCUCUUCUUUCUCAAUGCGUUUAGUCUGGACCGGCUGGGUGCGUUCCUGGAUACGCUUAGUGAGACGGCGCGCAGGCGCAUUCGCAGCGUCGGCUUUGAAAUCUUCUUCUUUGUGCAUUCGCAGACGGGCGUGCCGAAGCGGACGUUGAAGGAGUAUGAGCGCGCCGGGAAGAUCCUGAGCGAGAAGCUGCCCAAUUGGAGCAGCGUUGUGUUUUACCUUGAUCCGAGGUUUUAUUUCCCGUCGGCGGCUGUUGGGGGCAGGGAGUUGUCGGCUAGGGGAGUUUGGUAUCUGGCGACGAAGUUUGGAGCCAUGAGGAAGGAGAUGCAGUUUUUCGCGCUGCCGUCUAUUCAUCGGCAUGUUAUGGACGACGCCAAGAGGAAGAUUCAGAUGGGGAGGAGGGGGUCGCAGGGGCGGGCAUUUCUUUAG